AUGUCGAUUAUGGCUUAUAAUGGUGGUGCUUGCAUCGUAAUGGUUGGAAAGAAUUGUGUUGCAAUUGCAUCAGAUUUAAGAUUUGGUAUUCAACAACAAACUAUUUCAAAUGAUUUCCCAAAAGUUUAUAGAAUUAAUGAUAAAUGUUUUGUUGGUAUUUCUGGUUUAGUCACUGAUGCACAAACUUUAUAUCAAAAACUUGUAUUUAGACAUAACUUAUAUAAACUUAGAGAAGAGAGAGAUAUGUCACCAAGAGUUGUUUCAAAUUUACUCACAAAUAUGUUAUAUGAAAAAAGAUUUGGACCAUACUUUACUGAACCUUUAAUUUGUGGUUUGGAAGGUCCAGAUAAUACACCUUUCAUUAGUGGUAUGGAUCUCAUUGGUGCUAGCGUUGCAACUGAUGAUUUUUUAGUUGUUGGUACUAUGACUCCUGCAAUGUAUGGUGUUUGUGAAACUUUAUACAAAAAAGAUAUGAAUGAAGAUGAUCUUUUUGAAACUAUUUCACAAUGUAUGUUAGCAAGUUUAGAUAGAGAUGCUCUUUCUGGUUGGGGUGCCAUUGUUCAUGUAAUUACUCCAACUCAAGUUAUCACAAAGAAAUUAUUAGGUCGUCAAGAUUAA
Molecule: messenger RNA, 618 nt
Organism: Dictyostelium discoideum AX4
Lineage: Eukaryota; Evosea; Eumycetozoa; Dictyosteliales; Dictyosteliaceae
Gene: psmB3
Product: proteasome subunit beta type 3
Exons: 4
Coding region: 1-618 (205 amino acids)
Biological process (GO): proteasomal protein catabolic process; protein catabolic process; proteasome-mediated ubiquitin-dependent protein catabolic process
Cellular component (GO): cytoplasm; nucleus; proteasome core complex
Source: RefSeq, a predicted model, not a curated record